CCCUUGGGGAGUCAGCAAAGUCUGUCUGCCAGCAUAUUCUAUGCACCACCUAAGUGUGGUCUUUCCACUUCUCAAGAAUCCUGCAGUGUCUCUUAAGCUAUUUGUUUGCUCACUGUCUCUACUGUACACGCCUUAACCAGUUUGUCCAGAGCUUAGAUAUUUCAACUCAAUUUAUCUUCUCUGGUAAGAUGGGAUAACCUCCAAAGCAAACGCGUAUUCCAGGUUGUGACUUAACAUGUGAAUGUCUCCUCGAUUGAGCAGUGUCAGGAGUUGAGGUGAAAGCAUUAUUAGACCUGCAGAGGCAGCAGGGCCUUACUGGCUACAUCCACACCAGCUCUAGAAAGAAGAAAAGAAUUUGGCAUGUGUCUCCUUAAAUGAGAUACCAUGGCCAGAUUCUUACAGGCCCUGCUGUUCCUGGUGAUCACAGUGGGCCUUGUGUCUAGGAGAGUCCAAGCCUGGGGCUCACCGAAGAUUGUGAGGCCAUUUGAAGACAUCUCCAAAACCUAUGUCUAUGUGCAGCAAGCACUCUGGUAUGCCAUGAAAGAGUAUAACAAGGCCAGCAAGGACCAGUACAAUUUCAAGGUGGUGAACAUCCUAAAAUCUCAGGAGCAGAUUACAGACAGUCUGGAGUACUAUCUUGAAGUAAACAUUGCCCGGACGAUGUGUAAGAAAAGUGUUGGAGAAAAUGAAAACUGCCUGCUUCAACAAAAUCCUAAAAUGCAAAAGAUGGUGUUUUGCAUUUUUAUUGUUAGAUCCAAACCAUGGAAAUUUGAACUUAAGAUGCUGAAGAAACAAUGCAAAGAUAUCUAAUCAGCAUCCAGUGUACCUUGCCACUCUCACUUUUAAAUAAAGAUGCUUCAAGAUAAACGA
This is a messenger RNA of Myodes glareolus (Bank vole), 870 nucleotides long. The record is from RefSeq and is a predicted model, not a curated record. Lineage: Eukaryota; Metazoa; Chordata; Mammalia; Rodentia; Cricetidae.